AAUCUAGCCGGCGCCCAUCAGAUAAGAAAUACAUAAGAUCUUAUUGACUCGUUCAAUGGAAAAUGCCGAACACCGAAUACUGAGCUUGACUCCAAAGCCUUAAAAGAUUUUCUUUAGCUUACUUGUUCCCUAUCCACUCCUGAUGCAACUCGAUAGCUUAAAGCACCCAAGAUCCUGCAACCGUUUCUUCUCUCUUCCUGAAAUCGAUGGCCGUUGGUGACUACCACCUCCCAUACACAUCGACGCCUUUUGAAGGCCCAGAGAAAUUACUGGAAAUCUGGUUCGCCCCUUCUCCUGCUCGUGUGCCAGAUGCACAUGCACCAAAAAAUGGCCGUAUAGGCCUCAGGAAUGUUCCAAAGCAAGUAUGGGAGGACAUGCUGGACAUCGUCAAAUGCAAGGUCCUCAGUGUUAUUGAGGGCGAAGAAACCGAUGCUUAUCUUUUGAGCGAAUCAUCUCUAUUUGUGUUCCCGCAUCGCAUUAUCCUGAAGACAUGCGGCACAACGCUAAACCUCCUCGGCCUUCCGCGCAUCCUCGAGAUCGCGCAUAAAUUUGCCUCGCUUCCAUCGGUUUAUCGAUGCUUCUACUCACGUAAAUCCUUCAUGUUUCCUGAGCGUCAACUCGGCCCGCAUCGCGAAUGGAAGGAUGAAGUGUCAUUCCUUGACGCCAUAUUUCCAAAUGGAGCGGCUUACACUGUAGGCAAAGUCAAUGGGGACCAUUGGCUGCUUUACUUAACGACUCCUGGACAAUAUGGCGCAAAUGGGGAAACCGCACCAAGUUCUCCCAAUUCCUUUUCGUUGUCACCUCUUCAGUCCGAGAAUGGGGAGGAGAAUGAGACAAACCAGACCCUGCAAAAUGUUGAAACCGACACACCAUUUACACAGGACUACACAAUUGAGAUCCUCAUGAGCAACCUUUCUCACAAGGCUCGCGAGCCCUUCUUCUCGGCUCCUUCAGUACAAGAUGCACCAUCGGAGUCUCCGUCGAUCAUUGGGAGGACUCUGUCCUCUGCCAUCGGGAUUUCAGAUCUUUUCCCGCCUGAUCUUACUACAUUGGAUGCUUAUGCGUUCACCCCUUGUGGUUACUCCUCGAACGCGCUCCUGAAAUGGGGUGAGGGAAUUGAGGAUGGCCACGGCGGGGAGGGCUACUACACAAUUCAUGUGACCCCUGAAGAAGGCUGGUCUUACGCCAGCUUCGAGUGCAACGUGCCACUGUCCACUUCUCCGUCUUCUUCGGCCAAAGAUAUCCCCGAUUUACAUACGCUGAUCAGACGCGUCGUCGACAUCUUUCAGCCAGGCAGACUCAGCCUGACCCUUUUCAUAUCCAAUGUCGACAACAACAAUGCCGAGGAGGACGAGGGUGAAACUGCCGUUGAAGCUGCUCAGCGGACUUUCAAGUCUGCUCUGACAGCUCAGCGCCCUGUGUCAUGUACUUCUGGUGAUUCUAGUGAUUCGGUAACGGGUCACGGGGGUGGAAAAAAUGAUCGCUUGUUGUACAAGAGAACCGACAAGAUCAAUUAUCAGUUUGGUGGUUACAAUCUUGCGUUUGCGAGUUUCGAGUCUCGAUGAAGAUGUCAUUUUGGUGGUGUUAGGUCGUACGCUGAAGUUGUCUUUCUUAUCUAGAUGCGCUCGUACUUUCCUGUCAAUCUACUUUUUGCUACCUUCUACGUUUCCGCUAUACGACCCAAAUUUCGGAUUACCAUUCGUCCACCUUAUACACAUGAUGGUGUUGAUCAUCAUCACCUGGAUUGUUAUGAACUGUCAGCUGCGCG
Molecule: messenger RNA, 1768 nt
Organism: Suillus clintonianus
Lineage: Eukaryota; Fungi; Basidiomycota; Agaricomycetes; Boletales; Suillaceae
Product: S-adenosylmethionine decarboxylase
Exons: 2
Coding region: 207-1565 (452 amino acids)
Biological process (GO): spermine biosynthetic process; spermidine biosynthetic process
Cellular component (GO): cytosol
Molecular function (GO): adenosylmethionine decarboxylase activity
Source: RefSeq, a predicted model, not a curated record